UGCACAAAGGCGCUGAAUAUGUCUCGCAGAAAACCUAAGAAUAUAGGCUCAAAUGAUGUUCACAAUACCUCUAUAUCSCCGUGUAUUAUUUGUCUCGAUGAAGUGCGAUGCCGUGGCAAAAUAACAGUCUGUGAUCACUGGUUUUGCUUUGGUUGUAUAGUGGAGUGGUCKAAGAAUACCAAUACCUGUCCAAUUUGCAAGGCAAGAUUUCGUACGAUAUCCAAGGUCCAUCUAAGUCCUCUUAAGUCGCCAACCACUAAAGUCAGAGUCCCUGACAAAGAUCAGCGGGUCUGGAAUGAUGAUGAUGACAUAGCCCUUCAGGAUUUGAUUGAUGAUUUACAAAAUGAUCUGAGAGAUGAGAUUGACAGUGACUAUGAACCACCCACCUACGUGAAUUCAACACUUAGYCAAGCAAGAUCUCGUCUGUCUGUUCACAACUAUCAAUAUCAGGGACUGGACGAUUACGAUUUGGAAGACUCGUUCAUCGACGAUAGCAAUAUAUCUCAAGUCCUCAGUUUUGAAGAACACUUCUACCUUGAAGUGGAAAGACGUCCAAUCCAUCGUAAUUCUUUUAGCAUUAUUGAAGACGAGAGCGAUGAUUACAUUGAUAGCGACGAUGAUCUCGACGAGGAUAGUUUUUAUGAUGAUGAUGAUGAUGAUGAUGACUAUAGCGACAGCGAAAGUGAAGAUAGCGAUGACUGGUCCAUCCAAGAUCUCACGACAAGCGCACGAGCAUCACAUAGAUCAGUGACAUCGCGUUUAAGAUCAUCCAAACCUUCAUCAUCGCGAUCAUCAAAAACAUCCAGGUCACCACCUAGUCGCCGUGAUUCAAAAGCACCUCAAACAUCACAGUCWAGACGAGAAUCAACAUCAUSUAAAGCCUCAARAUCUACGAAACCAUCCAAAACGAAACCAGCCAAGAAAACUAAGAAAAACAGCACCGCAAGAGAAACAAAGUCGAAGUCAAGACACCAGAAAGAGCAAGCUGCAAACAAGCAAAAAAUGAAGAAUGACGUUAUCGCAAAAAGCAUCCAGGAAACUGGUUCCAGUGGGUGGUUGACUACGAGUAGAAGGCCUGGGCGCGCAGCUGCUGAAUUGGCCGCCCGACAAUUAGCACAAUCCCAGCAUUCAAGUCCAGAAAAAAGAAAAAGUGAUAGGAGAAGAAAUACUACAAGAAGACGAGGCGAACAAGGCACACAUUAUAAAAUACCUUCAGAUAUCUCSGACGAGAGCACAGAUGACGAUGUACAAAUCAUAUCUACUAUUUGUUCUGGCACAAGGGGAUUAUCUAGAAGAGGACAACACAGAUCAAAGACCGUAUCUUAUGUUUAUGACAGUGAUUCGGACGACCAGCUGCCGACAGAGAGGCAACACGAUCAACAUCAUUUCGAGAUUGCAUCAACAAGUGCGAGGUCAUUGCAACCGAUAGAAAACAAAACAGACACCAAAGGAAAGGGGGAAAAGAGGAAGAAAUGGAGUGGGAAAGGGAAAGAAAAUUGUGGGAAUAACGAUACACAUCAAGCAGCAAAGAGAAAAAGAACGAGGCUUUURCAGAAAAAGAUAGACGACUAUGACACAGCUGCACAGCAAACUGGACAAGAAGUCGGACAGCGCAAAAGUCCAAGAGGCAAAAACCAGCGUCAAAGCUACUACAAUUAUUACCCAGCAGGCCCUUCAACUAGUUUAAUUGAUUCCAGUCAAUCUGAUGAUGAUUAUGAUGACAAUGACAUCACUGAUGUCAGCAAUGUAACAAAUGGCAGGAAAUGUUUUAUUAUUGACAAUGAAGUGGACAAUGAAACAGACGAUGAAUCAGCAACCGUGGUGUUACCUACUCCUCAAGACAAGAAGAAACGAUCAAUGUUUACUAAACGCCAGCACAAACCCAUGCUAAAGACCUUYUAYGAAGAUUCURAUGCGGAACAAGAACRAAAUAGCACCACUCAAAUGAUGCACACCAAACAAGAUUUAGUACCCAAAAACAAUUCCAAGAAAUGCAGUGUUGCGAACGGUAAAGGAAAGAAAACAAGACGAAGAAUUAAAGUUUAUGACAGUGAUAGUGAUUGAUAGGAGUUGUUCAUCACAAAGGUCUUUCGUAUGCGAUAUUUUUCGMAAAUGUCGCAUUUUUUCUGUAACAURGCCAAACUAAUUUGUGUGACUUUAUGCSACGAAUUKGUGUGAUAGUCUUCGCAAAAAAAACRCUUUUUUCUGUAACGCGACCAAAGGACUUUGUGUGACUUCACWGUCUAGUUCGUUUACAUUAUUUUAAUAAGCCAGUURAGACGAAUGAUGCGACCGSCAUCUUGAACCACCCRAAGGYAUUCAGACUUCCAGCUUUGGUCACGUGAUUUAARAUGGCGGCCGUAGGCGGUAAUGUUAUAAUAUUUUCUAAAYGUUUGAAUUUAAUGACUUUGUACAAUCAAUCAUAUUUAAUGCAAUUCCGCUUGCUAUUGCUAAUGGCAAUGUCCAUUCAUCACUGUUGAAAAUUUGUUAAGGUUAUUGAAGAUACAUAUCAAAUCCAUACACAAUACGAUAUUUUUAUAUGGAUAGAAAAGUAAAAAAUAAUUUGGAAAUAAAAACUCGCAAUAAUACGUUUUGUAUUGAUUUAUUACCAAUAUUAAUAUGUACAUGCAGUUAGCACACUGCAUUACCUUAGCAUAGAAAAUAAGGCAGAGUUUAAAAAAAACUACACAAUAGCGUCAUACACACUGACCAUAGAUAUUUCUAUUCACUAAACCAAAGUUGAAUUAUAGACAUAAAAUACCUAAAGACUGUUCACUCUAAGCUUAUUAAACAAUAAUAUGAUUUUACAUGGACAUUAAGCUUAAAGGUAUACAAGACUUUACAUCAAAGACAGACAGGAGUUGAGCCUGAAAUGAUAGAUACCUUGGCMUCUCAYUUUGAUGCAAAGGCUCAGCUGUCUUUCAAAAUUAUGCUGAGAAAUUWAAAAUAGAGUAUGAAUUUUUCACAGUUUUGCAUAAACAAUCUAAGUUUUCAUUAUAAUUAUAUUAAUUGAAGCUUUAAUUACAAAUUCCAUUCUACAGUUCCCACUUGAAUUAAUGUAGCCAAGUGGAGGAGUUUGCAAU
Exaiptasia diaphana is the source of this 3083-nucleotide messenger RNA. RefSeq names its product dentin sialophosphoprotein. The record is from RefSeq and is a predicted model, not a curated record. Gene Ontology annotation, molecular function: metal ion binding. Lineage: Eukaryota; Metazoa; Cnidaria; Anthozoa; Actiniaria; Aiptasiidae. The coding region runs from base 19 to 2064 and encodes 681 amino acids. The transcript is spliced from 8 exons.